This is a messenger RNA of Funneliformis geosporum, 287 nucleotides long. The record is from the annotation of a GenBank genome assembly. NCBI's taxonomy places the organism in Eukaryota, Fungi, Glomeromycota, Glomeromycetes, Glomerales, Glomeraceae.
UGAAAUUGCCGGUUUAAAUGUACCUCGUAUAAUUAAUGAGGCAACUUUAGCAGCUAUUGCUUAUUGUUUAGAUAAAAAUGUUUGUGGUGAACGAAACGUUCUAAUUUAUGAUUUAGGUGGUGGUUCUUUAGAUGUUUCCUUCCUAAAUAUCGAAGGUGAAAUUUUGGAAAAAGACUUUACAACGAAUGAACGAGCACUCUAUCAUUUAAGAAUUACUUGUGAACGUGCAAAACGUCAACUUUCAUCAUCAUUAAAUGCCACCAUAGAAAUAGAUUCUCUCUUCGGGG